This is a messenger RNA of Colletotrichum destructivum, 1551 nucleotides long. RefSeq lists its product as uncharacterized. The coding region runs from base 1 to 1551 and encodes 516 amino acids. NCBI's taxonomy places the organism in Eukaryota, Fungi, Ascomycota, Sordariomycetes, Glomerellales, Glomerellaceae. The transcript has a single exon. The record is from RefSeq and is a predicted model, not a curated record.
AUGGUUAGCUUCCUCGACCUCCCCCCCGAGCUGCGCAGCGUCAUCUAUCACGCCUACGUGGCUGUUGAUGGCGGCUACGUUUGCGAUACCAACGGCUUCAUCGAGGGCAAAUUAAAGCAGGCCGACGGCAAGCCCAUUUGUAUGGCACUGGUAUUUACCUGCAGACUUGUGGCUAGGGAGAUGCAUGGCCUUUCUCUGCGCGUCAACACCAUUACCUUCUCGACCCUCUCCGGCAACCCUGGCCUGCGGGAUCUCGCCAGUAAAUUCGAUUUCCUGCUUCACUGUGUUAACAAUUUGAGACAAAAGUUGGUUGCGAAAAUGGGCAAAUACAUUACUCAGGAAGCCUACAACGAACUCCGAGAUCUGUACCCGCAGUUCACCCCUCUUCUGGAUGCCUUGAGGGCGCGAGGCUCCCUGCCACCCCUUGCCCGCGGACCAUAUGGAGAAGCACCGUCUGUGUUCCGUCGGUUCAUCCAAGAAGUGUUGGAUGUUACUUACUCCUUCGACAGACGGGCUAUCAGAGAAAUAGGAGUCUAUUCCCCUUCAAUCGGGCAUUACGUUAGCGACAUGCACGCACUCUGUAUAGCACGCUGUUCCAUCGAUCCAUGGAUUAUUCCCUCGCGCUACGACAUGCAGCAGCUCCAACUCAUGGUGCUCAACGACGCUGAUUGCGAACCAACGAUGAGCCGCCACGACGGUUCGGAGUGGCGCUUUUCCGCAGCGGCUGCGGCAAUCUACUUUGUCCAGUCUCUGCCGGAUACCAUACGCAGAAACCUGCGCAGGCUUGUUUUGCUCGAGGACAGGGAAGCCCUAGCGUAUCCAGAAUCGCACGGCUAUGGCCUUAUUCCAUUAUGCAAAGAAAACCCACUCCUCCACGUCGAGCGCCGAGUCAACCUCUGGAGGAAUGUCUUCCAGCCGGGUGUCUUAAAAGAGACACCGCGCCAGCGAUACCAGCUUCGAGAGGAAUCGACCCAGCCAGGCAUGGAAUCCCUCAGUUCUUGUGUGGUUACCCGGAACGUCGCCCCUUGGAUCGUGGAAGCUCACGAACUCGUUGCCGCGGGCAUGCCGGCCUCAUCCUACUCGCUGCUCCUGGACGGCGAUCCUGUCCCGCAGCUCACCUCCCAAAUCUUCCAGUCCAUCGUCCAGCGAGACGUGGCGUGGCAAGAGGCGUGGACGAUGUCCGUCGAUCGAGGCAGAAUCCCCGGACUCACUUCGUUUUCGAGACGAAGCUGGGAGGGUUGCAGGGUCUGGUACUUUUUCGAGGCCUUACCACAAGCCAUGAAGGACAUGGCUUCCGGGAACUCAAUCGUCCGCUGCAAUUUCGACGCUGGCGAGCCUUUGGAUGCGGAGAAGCUUCGUAUCGAGCACCACCACUGGAACGAGGAUAACUGGACGCAAAAAUGGCGCGAGCAUGACCCCCGGUUCUGGGACACCGAGCCACCAUUGCCAAGCUGGAUGGACCUUUUGAAGGAGAAUUUUCAUCACUUCACCAUUCGGCCGGGCUUCAGAACCCGUGGGGAAUGGCGGCGCUUCUUUGGCCAGUGGUGCUGA